AUGGCACCUGUGGCGACCAGUCGCUCUUUCAGGACCCUCCAGAUCCCAGCAGCGCUCGGCUUCGGUUUAAAAGCACGUUACACCCCCAUCGAGAAUGUCCCGACCCUCUUCGACCAUAAAUUCAUCGUCGACCGCUACAGCCCCAAACGCGCUGCCGUUGUCGACUAUUACUCGCGACUGCCCCCUGACAGACUCUCCUGGCGCGUCAUCACCAACAUAAGCUCCAAGCAGAUCAACAAAGCCGUGCUACGCAACCGCCUGAAGCGAAGAUGGGCUAGCGCAUUCGCAGAAGCGCUGAAGAACCAUGGCUACUAUCACAAUGGGAGGAAGCGAAGAGGCCCGAAAGAGGGCAAGAAAUAUAUACCGGGUCUGACGGGCACGCUUGAGAUCCUCAUCUUCUCCGAUCGUGGCAUCACUUGUCCUCACAGCGAACUUGUGGGCGCGUCUCAUGCCUUGGUCAAGUCUUUGGUCCGGAAGGUGCAACAACUGGCACCCAAAGCUGAAUCCAUCCAAGACAACGACGCUCAGGAUGUUGGAGGGAGCAAUAAACGUGCUGGAGGAGUUUCGUCCUCACUUUGGUCUCUCUGGCGAAAACUCCUGUGA
This is a messenger RNA of Cladophialophora yegresii CBS 114405, 603 nucleotides long. RefSeq lists its product as uncharacterized. NCBI's taxonomy places the organism in Eukaryota, Fungi, Ascomycota, Eurotiomycetes, Chaetothyriales, Herpotrichiellaceae. The record is from RefSeq and is a predicted model, not a curated record. The transcript has a single exon. The coding region runs from base 1 to 603 and encodes 200 amino acids.